AGAUUUUAGUCGAUUUGCUCGUAUUUACGAUUUUUAUAGAGUUGGUUACAUUAAAUCAUUGUUGUGUAUUGUAUAGAGUAAAAGAUUAUUUUGUUGUUAUUUAAGACAUCGCAUUUUGUAUUGCAGAGAAAGUCAUACCAGAUUUUCUGUGAGCUAUUUUGCCAAAGAUGCAAUAAUGGACUUGUCAUUGAACUAUCCGAGUCAGGUCUACAUCCAUGAUCCUAAAGACGUAGCAUUCAUAAAACUAAACGCACCCAUCAUUGGCUUUGGAUCUUCCUUGAAUGUUUCAUUUUCCACGAGGGAGAUUUUAGUGGACCAAUCAGCUUGGGAUCUCAGCGUCAAUCAAAGAGGUUGCAUAUUGCCUGGUGAAAGAGUGCCCUUGAAUUUCCCAAAGUACAGUGAAUCAGCUUGCAAGGCGGAGUGUUUAAUUAAGAAUCAGAUUGAGGUGUGUGGCUGUUGCCAUCAUCUGCUACCUAAAACUGGUAAUUCCAAAACUUGUGACCUGAAAGGCCUUCACUGUCUUGAUAGUAAUUUUUCAAGUAUGAAAAACGUAAAUAAAAAGAGCUCGUAUAAAACCAUUAGAAAGUGCAAAUGUCCUCCUGCGUGUGAUGAAACCGAAGUUAAAAUCAUCUGGGGGAAGAAGACAAGGAAUUCAAACAAAUCAGCGAUACAAGUACAUCUCCAGUUAACUGCUCCACCAACGGAACGUCUCAUUUUGAAAGCAAAAGUCAAUUUCCUAGACUCCUUAGUGGGAUUUGCUUGUUUCACCCGUCUCUUCAGCAGUUCCAGCAUCCUUGGCGUUGUUAGGUCGACUCUGGAUUGGAUGUUCCCGUAUAGGCCCAGGCUGUCCUACAGACAACUGUUGUACUGAUUCAAAGGAACUGAGUCAAAGUUCCUACCGAUUGCUAUCCAAUUUAAAUAAUGAGUUAUGAGACGAAGUUGUGUUUCCUUAUUAGUUAGUUUGUAUUUAUAUAACACAGAAUAAACAGUAGUUACAUAGCCUGUGAAAAUGAUUUUUGAAAUCACCUACUGAUAUGAGUAAAUAAUAUAUGA
This is a messenger RNA of Homalodisca vitripennis (glassy-winged sharpshooter), 1053 nucleotides long. RefSeq names its product pickpocket protein 11-like. Gene Ontology annotation, molecular function: ligand-gated sodium channel activity. The record is from RefSeq and is a predicted model, not a curated record. Gene Ontology annotation, biological process: sodium ion transmembrane transport. Lineage: Eukaryota; Metazoa; Arthropoda; Insecta; Hemiptera; Cicadellidae. Bases 176 to 871 code for a protein of 231 amino acids. Gene Ontology annotation, cellular component: membrane. The transcript has 6 exons.